CCUUGCUUUCUGUAUAAUAUCAACUGCCUAUCGAAUCUAUGUCUUUCCACGAGGGAAUGCGCCUAUGAUAUUACCGAUAGGCGGCCAUGAGGCUGGAGGUGGAUGUGGAGAGGAAGGCGAAACAGGGUGGAGACUGGAGAGGCAGACCGCGUGGAGUUACCCAGCACGGGUAAGGCGCCCAUGGUUCCAUCCCGACACUCUUUCUGUCAAUUGUCUUCCGUGCGUCUUCCUCCGAUUAGUGUCGUUCUUCUCAUUCGCACGGAACCACAGGUGGUCUCCUCUCCACAGCAUCCAGCGCCUAUCUACUGCUAUUCCGGUACUAAGUACCUACUAAUGAAUGGUGUCAGUGUCUUGUUUUCCCGGGUCAACUCCGUUCCUUUAUUAUCUCUCCAUCCCCACCUUCCUCAGUGAACGAAUGCUUCCUCCGUCGAAAGAUUUUCGAGUACAUACUUAGGCGCCACCCCCACAAUAAAUCAUAGUUCCCGCUUGUGUUCGCAAGGAUCUAAUGAGCAAAAUGGCGAUCGAGAUUUCUCCCCUAACCGAGGCAGACAUCCCUGCAGCGAUCGAAGUGAUCCAGAAGGCAUUUGCCGAAGAUCCCUAUUUCCUAUGGGUCUUUGAUAAAGCCCAGUUCAACCAACAGAGAAACUAUGACUCUCUCAAAGCACGUUGUCUUUGGGGCAUCGACAACGCCCUCUUCCAGGUCGCGAAAGAGGUCGGUCCUGCUGGCUCGGCCCCGUCGCGCGUUGUUGGGGUUUCGUGCUGGCUGCGGCCCCACUCCCCCUCAGAGCCAGAGAGCUGGACCAGCUGGCUGCAAGGAUGGGUGCUGUCGUACCGACAACUGCUGAACAACCUGUUUCACUGGGGUCGCGGUGGGCUCAUCUCGCGCCGCUACUGGAUCUGGAAGGAGCGGCAGAAUGAGGCCCAGACCGCCAUCUGGGACGACCCGCGGGGGUAUUACUUCUGCAACAUCGUGGCUAUCAGUCCCGACCAGCAGGGGAAGGGUAUUGGACGGCUGUUGUUCAAGGCGGUGACCGAUAUCGCUGACCAAGAGGGCGCCAAGUGCUAUCUGGAGAGCUCGAGGAAUGAGCCUAAUGUGCAGAUUUAUGAGAAGAUGGGGUUUGAGCUGAGACGGGAGAUGGAGUGUCGAGAUGGCGACGAUGUUUGCAUGCUUUAUUGCAUGGUUCGAGAUCCCAAGACCUAGACUAGAGCCAGGGUGCUUGUUCACUACAGGGGGUUGCAUUUGAAGGUGAAUUGCGGCAUAACUUUAUUUCAGACCUAUGGCCUAGGAGGUAUGUCUGCCUCUCCGGCUCACAUAGUACGGCUUGGCUGCAGAGGUUUCAGUAUGACCAGCUGGCAAAGUAAUGGCGGGAUGCAAAGCGGAAAAUAAGAGAGAGAAAUCGGAAGCGAAAAAGGACAAAGAUAAAAAAAAAAGAAAAAAAAAAAUUCAUUAAAGAUCUCAGAAGAAGAGGGAGAUACAAAAAAAUGAACAAGUACAAGGGGUCAAGUCCAAUGCACGAGUUUAG
This is a messenger RNA of Aspergillus candidus, 1523 nucleotides long. RefSeq names its product GNAT family N-acetyltransferase. The record is from RefSeq and is a predicted model, not a curated record. NCBI's taxonomy places the organism in Eukaryota, Fungi, Ascomycota, Eurotiomycetes, Eurotiales, Aspergillaceae. Gene Ontology annotation, molecular function: acyltransferase activity, transferring groups other than amino-acyl groups. The transcript has 6 exons. The coding region runs from base 506 to 1201 and encodes 231 amino acids.